AUGAUCCCAACACCUGGCAUUUGCUACAUGUUUUCCCAUUUGUAUUCCACGAACCAAACAACAAAUAUCCAGCCUUUCCAUUUCAUUACAGGUGAAACAUCAACUCACAGCUCCUCUCAGGUUUCCAGGACACAGACCACGUUGCUUGCUACUCUAGCCCAUGUCCACACACCAGAGAGCGAGCUCACCGAGCUGGUGACAGCCAAGCAUCUCUCUCAGCUCCCAGUGCUCCCAGGCACUGCCCAUCUGCCUGUGAUUUCAUCCCCAGCUCGUCACAAGCACCCAGGCCUCGCGGCACCUUCUCCCCCGACACCGGGGCCGUGCCCGCCGCUCGCCACCGUCCCCCACCCGCCCAGCCCGUCGGUAACACGGGCCCGGCCCGACACUCCCCAGGGCCCGGCCAAUGCACGUGCGCGAGCCCGCCGGCCGCCCCCCGGCCCGGCUCCGGCCGCAGCCACCGGCACACGCCGGACACCUCCGGCGCCUUCCUCGGUGCCACCCACGCGAGGCCGAGCCCGCCGGCUCCCCAGCCGCAGCGCCGUGCGGGGCCUGGGCCGUGUCAGCGCGGCCCCGGCCCUCUCUUCUCCCGCGGCGGGAGGAAGGCGGCGGCCGGGCCUCGCGGCGCCCGCUCGCUCCCCGGGGGCGCACCCACCGCACGCGAUGUUCGCUGCCCCCCCCCCCCCCGGCGCCGCAGCCCCGGCCCUAGCCCCGGCCCGCCUGCUAAGCCCCUUCCCCCGCUCUGCCCCGGCCGCUCUCUCUACCUGUGCGCCCCGCGUCCCCCGGCGCCCGGCGGCGCUGCGGGGCUCAGCGCGGGCGCGGGCGGUGCUGGCUCGCGCUCAGGUGCGCGCCGCCCCGCGCUGGCCGCCGCCGGCCGCCGCCGCCGCCCGGUCGCGCACUCGGAGCGCCGCCAGCAGCGCGGACAUGUUGGAGCCGCCGUCCCCCCCCGCCCGCGUCACCGCGCUCGGGAGAGCCGGGCGGGGCCAGGCUCACCCCGCCCGCCCCGGCCCGCCGACCAUUGGCCGCCGGCCCCGUCGGCACAGCCCUUCCUCGCUGUCAUUGGUAGAUGCGUUCGCCGCUCACACGCAGGCCCCGCCGAAAAGCUUUUCUCUGAUUGGGUCUCCCUCGUCUGCUUUGGUAACUAUUGGCUGCAGCGCUCGUCAGUCAAGACGACAGCGCACGCACUCCGUCUUUCUCCGCACUUUUUUUUUUUCGGCCUCGCAGCCUCGGGCAGGACUGACGGAAGCGGCUGUGAGCGAGCGCCCUCGCCCCUCCCAGCCUCCCUCCCGCCGCCACAUCCCCUCCCUCCCGGCGGCACGCUUUGCCUGCAGGCCAUUGGCUCCGAGCGCCGCCACUCCCGCAGCCUCUCUCGCCCCGGCCGCCGCUUCGCCAAGGGGGCGUGAACCGACCCGCGGGUGCCUUCUCCUGAUUGGCCGCCGCCCCUGCCAAUCAAGCGCGGCCGGCGGGGCAGCCGAGCGCGGUCCGGCCCGCGCGCCGAGCCGCUCCGCACGGCGAUUGGUCGCGGGGCGGGCGAGAGGCGCGCGACCUCCCCCGUGCCCCACGGGGGGCAGUGGGGAGUACCCGUAUGUGCGCGCGAUUACGUCACCGCCAGCCAAUCAGGGCGCGCGGGGGCAGGUGUCCCGCCCGAGGGGGCGGGGCCUAGCACCCCCGGCGGGACCCGCAGCGUCUCGCACGGCGCCGCUCGGGGACGGCGGGGCUGCUGCUGUUACGGCACCAAAGAGCGAGACUGGAGGUUUCUCGGUCCUCUGCGUUCCCAUCUGCCCGCGGGCCUCGAGCGCCGUGUCCCGGCUCAGGGGACGGAGGGUCCGCGGCCCCGCUCGGGUGCCUGAGUGA
Molecule: messenger RNA, 1851 nt
Organism: Vidua chalybeata
Lineage: Eukaryota; Metazoa; Chordata; Aves; Passeriformes; Viduidae
Product: mucin-1-like
Exons: 2
Coding region: 1-1851 (616 amino acids)
Source: RefSeq, a predicted model, not a curated record